Molecule: messenger RNA, 1101 nt
Organism: Rubroshorea leprosula
Lineage: Eukaryota; Viridiplantae; Streptophyta; Magnoliopsida; Malvales; Dipterocarpaceae
Source: the annotation of a GenBank genome assembly
AAGGCAUCUGAAAUUGCUAUUGGAUCUAGACUCCCCCCAUUAGUUAAAACCACUGAAGAUGAAGAUAAAACAGCAAGAGCUAUUGAAUCCAGGGCUCUAAAAAUGGAGGAUGUUAGGAAUCCGGAUGCAGGAGAUGCCUUGCGAAGAAACACCCAGGGAGGGGAAAAAGGGGAAGACUCAAGAGGAAAACCCUAAAGAGAGACCCCAAAAAAUGGAGGGUUUGGUGUCGCGCAGCUAUGACUCGAAACGCUUCCAUGCAUUUGCUGAUGCAGUGGUCAAGAUUUAUCUGGAUAAUGCUGGUGAUCUGGGAAAAUUCUACAGUAGCGUAAAUUUCAAUUUUAACUCUUCCCUACUCUCUUUUAUUUUUGCUGUAUGGUUGGGCGGGCUGACGCCCCUGGUUGAAUACAAUGAGAAAAAAAUAUUUGAGGUGAAACUGAAGGAAAUGAAAUCUGCUGUAACAAGCCAGAUAUUUGAGGAAACUGAUACAUCUGAGGCCAUAGAAACUGUCAAGCAACAUUGGUCUGACAAGAACCAGCAGCAGAAUGCUAAUGCGGCUCUGCGACAGGUCAGAUUUAGCUUCUUGCCUUACUUUGCCUGUACCAAUCCCGUUGCUUUUCCUUCAUCUGUUAAAUGGGGCACUUGUAAAGACACAAAACUUGGAUUACUGGUCAAAUCAUGGGCAAAACUUUUAAAUACCUUUUGUACCAGUGGAAAACUUGAGCUGGAACUCAUAUACAGAGUUCAGAUGCAAUGCUAUGAGGAUGCCAAGCUGAUGAAGCUGUUCCCCAAGAUCAUAAGGUCUCUCUAUGACCAGGAUGUGCUUGCAGAAGACACCAUUCUUCACUGGUUCCGCAAUGGAAUGAGCCCUAAGGGCAGGCAAACAUUUGUCAAGGCCAUGGAACCCUUUGUGAACAGGCUGGAAGAAGCAGAAGAUGAGGAAUAAAUUGGACCUAGUUCCCCUGGUUCUAUUUGCUUGUAUCAAUUCUUGAGGUGUCCUUUGGCAUAAGAUAUCUCAAGAUCUUUGACAUCUGGUGUGACAUUGUGAUGUGAACAAAUAAUUGGUGGGAUUUUCACCUGCAAUAAUCAAUCACUUUAUGCUAU